Myotis daubentonii (Daubenton's bat) is the source of this 673-nucleotide messenger RNA. It is a transcript of the gene IFI6, whose product is annotated as interferon alpha inducible protein 6. The record is from RefSeq and is a predicted model, not a curated record. Gene Ontology annotation, biological process: intrinsic apoptotic signaling pathway; release of cytochrome c from mitochondria. Gene Ontology annotation, cellular component: mitochondrial membrane. Lineage: Eukaryota; Metazoa; Chordata; Mammalia; Chiroptera; Vespertilionidae.
GGCUAUCAGGAAAGGGGGGUGUAAUUGGAAUGUGAUAAAAGCCAGCCUGCAGCCGGGAGGAGCUGCUGCUAUACCUCACUGCUGCUCCCAUCUGCAGGCUCUGGGCAGGAAGAUUCCUUCUCUUCUCUCCUCCAAGGUCCAGCGACAAAGCUGCCACCAUGCGGCAGAAGGUGGUAUCGCUCUUGUUGUGCUACCUGCUGCUCUACGCCUGCGGGCCGGUGGAGGCAGGCAAAAGGAAAGACUCGGAAGACAGCGACUCCGGAAUCUGGGGCGCGCUGCCCUACAUGGCGAUUGGAGCAGGAGCCCUGGCCUUCGGGCUGCCCGCUCUGGGCUUCACGGGCACCGGUAUCGCUGCCCACUCGGUGGCCUCCUGGCUGAUGAGCUGGUCGGCCAUAGCGAACGGGGGCGGCGUGCCCGCCGGAGGGCUGGUGGCCACGCUGCAGAGUUUGGGGGCUACUGGUGGUGGCAGUGCCCUCAUGGCCAACGUUGGUGCCGCUGUAGGCUAUGCUGUCCACAAGCAGAUAGACAACAAGGGGGCAGAGGAGGAGGAGGAGUGAGCAGCUUCCAGGACACCCAUCCCCCACCCUACUUCUUCCAGGUGAAGUCCAGAGCUCUCUCUGUGACACUCGUCAACGACCAGGUGAAAAAGAGAAUAAACUUCUCUCAGAAAACA